This is a messenger RNA of Podarcis lilfordi (Lilford's wall lizard), 12564 nucleotides long. NCBI's taxonomy places the organism in Eukaryota, Metazoa, Chordata, Lepidosauria, Squamata, Lacertidae. The record is from the annotation of a GenBank genome assembly.
AUGAAGCAAGCAGCUUUUUGGAAUACUCUGGAAUAUACCUGCCGACUUUUGGGAAUCUCCACUGGAGCAGGUAAGAAGCACUGUUGGUGUGAUUUUCUGCCCUGCGUUUCUGACAUGGAUACCACUCUGGUUUCUGAAAUUCAUUCUUACUUUAUUUUCUUAUACAGGCGUACUACUUUUGACACCAGAAACCUUCCCAAGAUUACAAAAUGAAUUAAAGUAAACCUAUAAGCAAUAAAUUUGGGCAGUGUACAUAUAGAUCCACAGUUCUUUUCCUGAGAGUCCGUCCCUUUGAACAAAUAGAAUUUAAAUGACAUAAUCCAUAUACUGUAUGUUUAAAGACCAAUGGCACUGAUUUAACAGCAUCUUUCUUAUUGGUGUACAUGAUGAAAGGCCACUAAUCUGCCGAUUAUCUGUUUCUCUCCCUCUUUUUUUACCCCUGGCCAAAUGUAUCCUUUGUGUCAAUUUCUCAGUUAAUGUGAAUUCCCAAAUGGAAUUCACCACUUUGUUCCUCCUGGUUUUUGCUUGUGGCAGAUGAAAAUUUGAUCUGACUUGGAUCCCCGCGCCAACCCCAGUUUAAAUGGGUUUCACAAAAUACAGUACGAGAGCCUGCCCCAGGUGAGGAUGAUGGAGGUGUGCACGGAUGAACUAGAUUAGUUGUCUGAGUUUUGAAGACCCGACAGGAUGCCCAUCUUUUAACUAGCACUAUCCUGAAGUUUUUGCUGGUAACUCUCUGUGGUGAAUUCAUGGGUGGUUGAGGGUAGGGGGGAGAAACCAAUCUGUUUUCAAAGCAAAGGCGAAUGUGGGCAGAGGUGGCGAACCAUCCUUAAGAACAACAACUUUUGCAGAAAGUUGCUGUGCUGCUUCAAGCUGACUGAGAUAUGUUGCAGUGGGCAGGAACAUGACAACCUGGCUGGUCUCCAACUAUCUGCGCCUGUUCUUUCCUGCUCGAGGUUGUAGAAUCACAGAAUUGUAAAAUUGAAAGGGACACCAAGGUCCUCUAGUCGAGUCUCCUGUAAUGCAGGAAUCACUGCUAAAGAAUCCCUGAGAGAUGGCCAUGCAACCUCUACAAUUUUUUUUUUUUUUUUUUUUUAGCUUAACAGCACCUCUGUUCUUCAGUACUGCACCAGGGUAGAUGCUUUCUUCCAUCGUUCUCUCCUGAUGUAAGGAAUUAUGUACACAUAACAUGCAAUCGGGACGCGGGUGGCGCUGUGGUCUAAACCACUGAGCCUUGGACUUGCUGAUCGGAAGGUCGGCGGUUUGAAUCCCUGCGACGGGGUGAGCUCCCAUUGCUCGGUCCCAGCUCCUGCCAACCUAGCAGUUUGAAAGCACAUCAAAAGUGCAAGUAGAUAAAUAGGUACCACCCUGGCGGGAAGGUAAACAGUGUUUCCGUGUGCUGCUCUGGUUUCGCCAGAAGCGGCUUAGUCAUGCUGGCCAAUGACCCGGAAGCUGUACGCUGGCUCCCUCAGCCAGUAAAGUGAGAUGAGCGCUGCAACCCCAGAGUCGGUCACGACUGGACCUAAUGGUCAGGGGUCCCUUUACCUUUACCUUUAACAUGCAGUCGGGACGUAGGUGGCGCUGUGGUGUAAACCAAUGAGCCUUGGGCUUGCCUAUCAGAAGGUCGGCGGUUUGAAUCCCUGCGACGGGGUGAGCUCCUGUUGCUCGGUCCCAGCUCCUGCCAACCUAGCAGUUCGAAAGCACGUCAAAAGUGCAAGUAGAUAAAUAGGUACCACCCGGGCAGGAAGGUAAACAGCGUUUCCCUAUGCUGCUCUGGUUUUGCCAGAAUCGGCUUAGUUAUGCUGGCCACAUGACCCGGAAAAACUGUCUGUGGACAAACGUCGGCUCCCUCGGCCAGUAAAGUGAGAUGAGUUCCGCAACCUCAGAUUCGUUUGUGACUGGACUUAACUGUCAGGGGUCCUUUACCUUUUUUAACAUGCAAUCAGUGCUUUUUUUUCCUUAAAAAAAUUGUUUAGGGGUACUCUCAUUUUCCUACACAUAUUGAAAUACUGCCUCUCAAUGAGGCCAAACUUAGAUUCACAAAAUGUUUAGGGCUAUGCGUACCCCUGUGUACCCCCAGAAAAAAAGCACUGCAUGCAAUUAAGCAGACAGAUAUGAGACUCUUGUACAGGGGGUCAGGCUGGGGGGUCUGUAUGAAGAAUUCAGAGGAUAGCCAUCUUCAAAGAUGCUUGUAGGGUUUUUCUGCCUCAGGUGCCAAAACAGCUCAAUCCAGCCUUGGUACCCUGGAACUAGACUUGGUGGGAGUGGCCUGCGUUGCUUUGCCUCAGGCAGCAAAAUGCCUUGGGCACUGCCGGGCUGCUCUUUCCUGCCCAGCAACCACAAGUCGGGGAAAGGACUGCACCGUGCGGCAAAUACUUCAGAUCACUGGAGUCAUUACUAGGUCACUAUCUAACAGGGUAAAUUCCCCCCCUAUCUUGCUCAAAUAAUAGUCAUGAGUGGAAUCUUGAGUUCUAUCCUUGCAGCAGUAUUAUUUAAAACAAACGAACAAGAAAGCAUUCGGCAAAGCUGAAUAGAUGUAAGCAAUGCAAGUAAGCAAACAAACUGCAGUUCGUUAAAUUAGUCUGUAGUUUUCCAGCUCAAAAGUGUUUUCACUGGACUUUUCAGAAGGUGCAUGGAAAUUCGUUAGCAAUAGGAAAGAUUCCAUAGGGGAGCACCUAAAUCGUGUGCCAUGCAGGCAUAAGCUAUGCAGAUUCAGUCACCAGUAUUUCCACCUCAAGAGAUGAACUCACACAGGUGUGUUGGGAGGAACUCCUACAGAAACACUGCAGAGUGCUGUAGUUACUGCUAGUUCGUGUAGACAUUUAUAUGCUAUGAAGACAGUGCUGCAUUUACAUAUAAGCUAAAUAAGCUAUAGCUUAGGGCCCCACUCUCUUGGGGGCCCCCAAAAAAAUUAAAGGAAAAAAAAUCUGGAUGUACAUUUCCAAAAUAUAAGAUAAAAAACAAAUAAAAUAAAACCUACAUACAGCAACAGUGUUUUGUGUUGUGUAGGCUCCUAUGAUGUAAGUCAUGGGCCCCGCCUGCUAGCCUGCUCCCUAAAAUAUCACUGGUUUGCUCAUUUCUAUAUAUAGGGUGCCUACAUUCUGCAUGUGCCAAUGGCUUUAGGUACCUAUUAGGUCCAUAAAUUACCAUAUAGCAUAUAUUCAACACAAAAAACAGUGACAAUCUGUUGUUGACAAAGGACAGCUGGACAUAUAAAGUGCCCCAUUACCUUCAGUAGCUUAAAGGUAAAGGUAAAGGUACCCCUGCCCGUACGGGCCAGUCUUGACAGACUCUAGGGUUGUGCACCCAUCUCACUCAAGAGGCCGGGGGCCAGCGCUGUCCGGAGACACUUCCGGGUCACGUGGCCAGCAUGACAAAGCCGCAUCUGGCGAGCCAGCGUAGCACACGGAAACGCCGUUUACCUUCCCGCCAGUAAGCGGUCCCUAUUUAUCUACUUGCACCCGGGGGUGCUUUCGAACUGCUAGGUUGGCAGGCGCUGGGACCGAACAACGGGAGCGCACCCCGCCGCGGGGAUUCGAACUGCUGACCUUUCGAUCGGCAAGCCCUAGGUGCUGAGGCUUUUACCCACAGCGCCACCCGCGUCCCCCUUCAGUAGCUUAGGGCGUCAUAUAUGCUACAUGAUAAUUUAUGGACCUACAGUGGUACCUCGGGUUACAUAUGCUUCAGGUUACAUAUGCUUCAGGUUACAGACUCCGCUAACCCAGAAAUAGUACCUCGGGAUAAGAACUUUGCUUCAGGAUAAGAACAGAAAUCGCAUGGCGGCGGCGUGGCGGCAGCAGGAGGCCCCAUUAGCUAAAGUGGUGCUUCAGGUUAAGAACAGUUUCAGGUUAAGAACGGACCUCCGGAACGAAUUAAGUACUUAACCUGAGGUACCACUGUAAUAGGUAUCUAAAGCCAUUUGCAGAUAACAAAAUAUGUAUUUUAUCAAAGUAAUUGUUGAACUGUGAUAUUUUAGGGAGCAGGCUAGCAGGCGGGGCCCAUGACUUACAUCAUAGGAGCCUACACUACACAAAACACUGUUGCUAUAUGUAGAUUUAUUUUAUUUGUUUUUUAUCUUAUAUUUUGGAAAUAUACACCCAGUUUUUUCCUUUAAAUUUUUUUUGGGGCCCCCAAGAGAUUGGAGCCCUAAGCUAUAGCUUGUUUAGCUUAUACGUAAUUCCGGCACUGCGUGGAGCUUAUCCAACAGAAUUUUUCAGGUUCCCAUUUUCCUCUUGCCAGUUCCACUAAAAAUAUGAAAGGUUAUCACAUUAUAUGCGUGACUACAUGUAGAAUUUUUAUGUGUUAAAUACUCCUGGUUUCCUAAAGUAACCAGUGCACAUAACUGUAAAAAAACACUUAUGCAAAUAUGCUGCAAAAAUAUUGACUCUUUUGUACGCAUUAUACAUAUAUUAUGUGUAAUAUUUUGCAUAUCAUUAGUUGGACUGGUUAAGGGAAAACAACAACUUUAUUUGACCACGAACCAGUAGCUCAGACAUAAGCAGGCACUCAGUACGAGAGAUGGACUCAUUUAGGCAAACUUGAUAGGGUUGGAAGCGCCAAAUUCUGCAUAUAAAUUCCAUUUAAUUCCAUUCCUGUGGAGGGGUAUCUUUGUAAAAACAAAUGGAGGCACCUGCAUAAUUAGCUAUUGUUCCUUAGUGCAUAUCCACUGCAAAUUUGCAGACACGAGAAAAGGAAACGCACAAUGUUGCCAUCUUUACACUGGCAUUUGCCACGGUACACAAACUAGCAAAUGUUUCUGCCCUAUAAUGUGUGAUUUGUUGCCGCUUUGGCUUGCUGAGUAAUUGGAAUGCGCCGGUUUCUCUCACCGACACACGGAGCCGUUUCACUGUAUGGCUAGUUGAGACCAGUCUUGGUUUAGGGAUUAAACACUGAAUGAAAGGAAAGGAGAUCGGAAUGGAAUGUUCCAGGCGUCACAAUUCAGAUCCCUGGGAAGGGGUAAUGCUUUCCUUCUGAACCAGGUCUACCCAAGCCAAAGCUCAUUACAGCGCCUAAUUCCUCUGAGCCUUUUCGGUGGCAUGAAUGCUGUAGUUACUGCCAUUCAUGGACAUACACGCUUGGUAUUCUCUCUCUAUCUGGGCUUCUCCAGACUUCCUCUUGUCCCACUGUUUUCCCCUGAUGAAACCUGCUCUUCAACGCACAAUCAGAGCAAACGGCAAUUUGAGUUUGAAGCCUAAUCAUAGAAUCGUAGAGUUGGAAGAAACCCCAAGGGAUUCUGCAAUGCAGGAACCUGGACUAAAUCAUUCAUGACAGAUGGCCAUCCAACCUCUGCUUAAAAACCUCCAAGGAAGGAGACUCCAUGACCUCCUGAGAGAGACCAUUCCAUUGCCUAACAGCUCUUACUGUCAGAAAGUUCUUGCCGAUGUUUAGUUGGAAUCUCCUUCUUGUAACUUGAAGCCAUCGGUUCAGGUCCUACGCUCCAGAGCAGGAGAAAACAAGCUUGCUCCAUCUUCCAUGUCACAGCCCUUAAAGAUAUUUGAAGAUGUCUAUGAUCAUAUCCGGGACGCGGGUGGUGCUGUGGGUUAAACCACAGAGCCUAGGACUUGCCAAUCAGAAGGUCAGCGGUUCGAAUCCCCGCAACGGAGUGAGCUCCUGUUGCUUGGUCCCAGCUCCUGCCAACCUAGCAGUUUGAAAACACGUCAAAGUGCAAGUAGAUAAAUAGGUACCGCUCCGGUGGGAAGGUAAACGGCGUUUCCGUGCGCUGCUCUGGUUCGCCAGAAGCGGCUUAGUCAUGCUGGCCACAUGACCCGGAAGCUGUACGCCGGCUCCCUCGGUCAAUAAAGCGAGAUGAGCGCCACAACCCCAGAGUUGGUCACGACUGGACCUAAUUGUCAGGGGUCCCUUUACCUUUUAUGAUCAUAUCUCCUCUCAGUACCCUCUAAACACCCAUGGCUAAACACACCCAUCUCCCUCAACCGUUCCUCAUAAGGCUUGGUUUCCAGACCCUUGAUCAUCUUGGUCACCCUCCUCUGCACACAUGCCAGCUUGUUAACAUCCUUCUUAAAUUGUGGUGCCCAGAAUUGGACGCAGUAUUCCAGGUGUGGUGUGACCAAGGCAGAAAUCAGAGUAGUCCUAUUACCAGGUUUUUGUUGAUACAGCCCAGUGGAUAGCCCUAUCCUUUACUGGAACAUCCUUCCAGACAUUCUUAUCAAAAAGCUGAUGGAACUAGACCUAUCUUCUACCAUCUGUCACUGGAUUAAAGACUUUCUGAGGGAUCGGACACAAACAGUGAGGAUUGGGCCUGUUACAUCUACCUCCCUGAAGCUCAGCACUGGCACCCCACAGGGAUGUGUGCUGAGUCCCUACCUGUACUUGUUGUAUACAUAUGACUGUAUUUCAUCUGAUCCAUCUACUGCAAUGAUUAAGUUUGCAGAUACUACCAUAAUGGGUCUAAUUACAGGUGGAGAUGAAUCAGCGUACAGGGGGGAGGUUCAAAAAGUAUCUACAUGGUGCCUAGAGAAUAACUUGCACCUAAAUAUUACCAAGACAAAGGAGAUGGUGUUGGACUUUUGGAGGAAGAGAGCGGAACUAGCCCCAUUGUAUAUUGGGGGGGGGGAGGGUUGUGUGGAGAGAGUCUCUUCCUUUAAAUUCCUGGGCAUUUACCUUAGUGAAGACCUCACUCGGAAAAACAAUAUAACUCAGGUGCUUAGGAAGGCCCAACAGAGACUCCAUUUCCUCAGGGUCUUGCGAAAGAACAAUGUUAAACAACAGUUGAUGACCUCCCUCUACCGGUCCACAAUAGAGAGUGUCCUCUCAUAUUGUAUCACAGUGUGGUACGUUGGCUUGACAGCCACAGACAGAAAGUCUUUACAGAGGGUGGUGAACACAGCACAUGAUAUCAUGGGCUGACGUCUGAUGGGAGGGCGUUCCACAGGAUGGGCACCACUACCGAGAAGGCCCUCUGCCUGGUUCUCUGUAACUCCACUUCUCGCAGUGCGGGAACUGCCAGAAGGACCUUGGCGCUGGACCUCAGUGUCCGGGCUCGAUGAUGGACAUAGAGAUGCUCCUUCAGGUAUACUGGGCUGAGGCCAUUUAGGGCUUUAAAGGUCAUCACCAACACUUUGAAUUGUGCUCGGAAACGUACUGGGAGCCAAUGUAGGUCUUUCAGGAUAAGUUAUAUGGUCUCGGUGGCCAUUCCCAGUCACCAGUCUAGCUGCCACAUUCUAGUUUAGUUGUUGUUUCCAGGUCAAAGAUCCCAGAUUGUACUGGUCCCGGGGGGAGGUUACUGUGAGGCGUGGUCAGAGUUCGGUCCUGGGUCAAGGGUCUGGAGACUGUCCACCAAGGGUGAAGCAGGGUCCAAAGCGAGAAGCCGGGCGUGGUCAGGAACUCUGGGAGAACAGGUCUGGGUGCUGGCAGAAACAGGUUUCCAACGACGUUGCUCCCACCACCUGGGACUGGGCUGACUGGCCUUUAUCUCCUCUGAGGCCAGGGGCGGUCCCAGCCCACAGGUGACCCGCCUCUCCUGGCCUUAAGGCGAGCACUCAUCCUCAGAGAACUUAGUUCCCUCCGCCUCUCUGCCCUGAGCCUCUGCAGCUCAGGAGAGACUGGAGGGCUACUGGACCCAGGAGCAGCUUCACCUUCCCCUGACAGGGCUGGGAGAGGCACACCUGCAGGCAAUGAGCCCUCAAUCACCUCCGGAGACAGAGUGGAUACAUCUGGUGUCUGCUCCUGAGGAUCCGGCACAGGUGCAGGCGCUUCAGAUUCAAGGCCCUGCCCCGGCUCAGCCGGCCCUGAAGGCGGGGACUCCUGUGCAGGCUGGGACUCCUCAGGUGCAGCUUCUGAAUCAGACUCCCAGGUCAUCACACAGAUUCACAAGAUCUCAUGCAUGCCAAAAAAUCUUGCUAAAAUCUUGAGAGCUCACUGAAAUAUUGUGGGGUCAUAUGUGCUCCGCAAGAUUUUGAUGGAAACCACCACUGGCAAGGCAGGAUUGGCUGCCCCUCUGGGGGGGGUGUGAUGGCCUGGGAAUCUGAUUCAGAGGCUGAACCGGAGGAAUCCCAGCCUGCACAGGAGUCCCCGCCUCCAGGGCCGGCUGAACUGGGGCAGGGCCUUGAUUGUGAAUCCACUCUGGCUCCGGAGGUGGUUGACGACUCAGUGCCUACAGGUGAGUCUCCCCCUGGGUCCAGUAACCCUUCAGCCUCUCCUGAACUGCAGAGGCUCAGGGCAGAGAGGCGAAGGGAACUGGUUUCUCCCAGGAGGAGUGCUCACCUUAAGGCCAGGAGAGCGGGUCUCCUGGGGGCCGGGACCGCCCCUGGCCUUAGAGAAGAUAAAGGCCAGUCAGCCCGGUCCCAGGUUGUGGGAGCAACGUCGUUGAAGAGCUGUUUCGGCCAGCAUCCAGUCCUGUUCCCCCAGAGUUCCUGUCCUUGCCCGGCUUCUCGCUGUGGACCCCGCUUCGCCCGAGGAGGACUGUCUGCCGACCCUCAACUCAGGUCCUGGACCUCGCCCCACGGUAACCUCCCCCCUGGACCAGCACAGGGGCUGACCCAUGGAGUUGUUUAUCUUUGGAGGGCAUUGCACAACAGAGUAAAAUGACUCCCAAUGCCCCCAGAUCCCAAGUGUUAUUCCUUGUUCUCGUCUGUGUUUUGUUUCAGUGCUCAUUGGCGUUGGCACAGACACACUGCUCCUGGGUCAGUUCAAGAGCCUGGCUGUCUACUUGCUGUGAGUAUGGCUGUCUGAUUUAGGGGAAAUAACGUGGAUUUGCGAGAGCGCCUAAAUAAGCUUGUGCUGGUCGAUGUAAGGACGUCUGCAAACCUGGGCCUGACUUCAUAUACCAUAUACAGAUGUCAGGGACCAUGCUGAGGAGGGCUGCACUGAGGGGGAAAGGUGGGAGCUUCCCCCUCCCCCUGCUCCUGCUCCUUCCCAGGAACAGGAGGACAGUAUAGAUUUGGAACAGUGGUUUGCAGAGGGGCAUAGUUCAGAAGGCAGAAGCUGGGGAAUACUGGAUGGGGAACCGUCAGCAGAAGCUACACUAGAAGAGAGAGAGUUAACAGAUUCACAGUCUCUGGACAGCAUUCAACCCCCUUCUCCAAGAACACGGAGAGCUCAGAAAGUGUUAGAACGGAAAGCGCAGAGGGUUCAAGCUCAGUUUACAAGACGUAGGAGUAACGUAGAUUAAUAGGGACAGAGAAGGGGAGUAACCCUUAAUUGGGAGCACUGCCAUCUCUUUGUUCUCUCACCGUGAUUAUUAAAGAUUCUAACUGGUAAGACGUUCCUUUCGUUUUAUCUUUUGUUUACUGCCACGGGGGAGGAAGUCGAUUCCCCGAAGCCUGACAACAGGAUGCCGAAUACUGCACUAUGGUCAUAUCAAGUGUCCUUUGAGGGCAACAGGGUUUCAGCAUCCUGUCAGGGGCCUGAAGCCUCCUUCCCAAAGCCUGGGAAGCUUCUGCCCAGCUUAGGGAGGGAGGCGGGAUGCUCGCACACGCGACAUCAGGACAUCACUCUCCCAAAUUGCCUUCGCAAGCUGUUCCCCUACGAAAAGUUUCACUGCACAACACUGCAUGUUCCCCUGUUCAUGGCCUAGGACCCUCGUACCUACGGGACCACCUCUCCCAGUAUGCCCCACGGAGAGCCUCAAGGUCCAUAAAUAGCAACACCCUAGUGGUCCCGGGCCCUAAGGAAGUUAGAUUGGCUUCAACCAGAGCCAGGGCCUUUUCAACACUGGCUCCAGCCUGGUGGAACGCUCUGCCUCAUGAGACCAGGGCCCUGCGGGAUCUGAUUUCUUUCCGCAGGGCCUGUAAGACAGAGUUGUUCCGCCUGGCCUUUGGCUUGGAGCCAGUUUGAUUCCCUCCCCCUCUUUCUUUUUUCUUUUCCUUUCUCCUCCUGUGAUGAGGCUGCAUUUUAAUAUUUUAAUGUUUCAAUAUUUUAAUCUUGUAUUUUAAUCUUGUUUUUAAGUUGUAUUCAUUCAACUUGUUUUUAUUAUUGCUUGUUAGCCGCCCUGAGCCUGGCCUUGGCUGGGGAGGGCGGGGUAUAAAUACUAAAUUAUUAUUAUUAUUAUUAUUAUUAUUAUUAUUACUGAGCGCUGCGGGGGGUUGCCAUUUGCUCUUUGUUCCUCGCCUGUUAACGAUUUCUUGUUCUUCAGUGUUUCAGGGGUAGCCGUGUCCCUGUGCGAAGCAGCAUACUUUGCCGGCCUUCUCUUGACCACUUGCUGCACGUGAGUGCUCCAUUGCGUUCCUUCCCCCAACCCUCCUUCCCUCCUACAAUUCAGCUUGGGGAAGCACGUCUGGGUUGAGCUGGACUCUGAGCUCUUUUUGAGAGUUCACCUUGAGGGUGACUGACGUUUUGCUUUAGCCAGCUUCUCAUCCUUCUACUUCCACUGUAGCCCCAAGACGGGAUCUGGGAUGCACACUUGUUGGAAGCACGCCAGACGUCGGGGGGCCUUCCAGAAGUUCCUGAUGUAUGUGUUGCUCUCGGUAGCCUGCUUCCUGCACCCUGUCAUAGUUUGGCACGUCACUAUCCCAGGUGAGAGGGUAACUGGGAAUCACCAGUAGAAUGGGGGUUUAAUUUUUAUUUUUUUGCAAAUACAGUAAAUAGUAGCUGUAAUCCAAAAAUUAUUUUAGGAUUCAAAAAAACAAUACAAAGGAGUCACCGAAAAGCAUGGAUGUUGCAAGCUGAUGAAUUAAAGCAGCUGCCUUAACUUCCAUGCCAUAUAAGCUGUGAUAUGGUGUACAAUGGUACCUCGGGUUACAUACACUUCGGGUUACAUAUGCUUCAGGUUACAGACUCCGCUAACCCAGAAAUAGUACCUCGGGUUAAGAACUUUGCUUCAGGAUGAGAACAGAAAUUGCGUGGUGGCAGCAGCGGGAGGCCCCAUUAGCUAAAGUGGUGCUUCAGGUUAAGAACAGUUCAGGUUAAGAACGGACCUCUGGAAUGAAUUAAGUACGUAACCAGAGGUACCACUGUACUGUACUGGUUUGAGUAUGGUAUGGUAUACUAGUAGGAACUGGAUAUGUUUAGCCUGGAAAAGAGGAGAUAUGAUAGCCAUCUUCAAAUAUCUCAAGGGCUGUCACAUGGAAGAUGGAGCAAGCUUGUUUUCUCUGGAGGGUCGGACUUGAAUCAAUGGCUUCAGGAUACAGGAUACUAAACAUCAGGAAAAACUUUCUGACAGUAAGAGCUGUUUGACAGUGGAACGGUCUCCCUUGGGAAGUGGUGGACUCUCCUUCCUUGGAGGUUUUUAAGCAGAGGUUGGAUGGCCAUCUGUCAUUGAUGGAUUGCAGGAAUCUCCUCUUACAAGAUAAAGAUUCCCAGCUCCUUCAACCAUUCUUCAUAAGGCUUCGUUUCCAGACCCUUGAUCAUCUUAGUUGCCCUCGUCUGCACACGUUCCAGCUUGUCAACAUCCUUCUUAAACUAUGGCGCUCAAAAUUGGACACAGGAUUCCAGGUGUGAUUUGACCAAGGCAUAAUAAUAAUAAUAAUAAUAAUAAUAAUAAUAAUAAUAUUUAUUUAUACCCCGCCCUCCCCAACCAAGGCCGGGCUUAGGGCGGCUAACAAGCAAUAAUAAAAACAAGCUGAAUGAAUACAACUUAAAAACAAGAUUAAAAUACAACAAUUAAAAUAUUGAAACAUUAAAAUAUUAAAAUGCAGCCUCAUCACAGGAGGAGAAAGGAAAAAGAAAAAAGAAAGAGGGGGAGGGAAUCAAACUGGCUCCAAGCCAAAGGCCAGACGGAACAACUCUGUCUUACAGGCCCUGCGGAAAGAAAUCAGAUCCUGCAGGACCCUGGUCUCAUGAGGCAGAGCAUUCCACCAGGAGGAAGCCAGUGUUGAAAAGGCCCUGGCUCUGGUUGAAGCUAAUCUAACUUCCUUAGGGCCCGGGACCACUAGGGUGUUGCUAUUUAUGGACCUUGAGGCUCUCCGUGGGGCAGACUGGAAGAGGCGGUCCCGUAGGUACGAGGGUCCUAGGCCGUGAAGGGCUUUAAAGGUCAAAACCAUCACCUUAAAUCUGACCCUGUACUCCACUUGGAGCCAGUGCAGCUGGAAAAGCCCUGGGUGAAUAUGCUCCCAUGUCACAAUAGAGUGGUACCAUUAUUUCCCUUGAUAUGGACUGAUGAAGCCUAGAAUAGCAUUAGCUUUUUUCUCCUCAAACUGUUGACUCAUGUUCAGCUUGAGGUCCACCAAGACCCCUAGACCUCUCUCUCUGUCUCUUUCCUUAUUCUCUCCAGGCACGAUGCUCGUGGUCACCGGCUUCACCUACUUCCUGCUCAGUAAGCAACAGAAAGAAACCAGAAGACCUGGAGAAGAGCAAUACACGGAUUCCCAAAGCGCAGCUGUAGCUAUGACGGAUGCAGGCGACACCGAGCAAACCUACACUUUCCCCAGGGGAGCACCUCAAGGGCAAUGCAACUCCCUUCUUGGGUUUCUGAGGAGCUUCUUCAAAAGCUGCAAGAAACUGGACACCGUUGAGGCCUCUUCGAGCUUGCCGCCCACAAGGAGGCAGGUGCACUUUGAAGAGAAGGUGGUGAACAUCAUUCUUUCUGUCAAAGAAAGCCCAGAAGAUCAGGAGAGCUUGGCUGAGGAAACCACAUCUGACAUGGCUCCCAUCCUUCCGCCCCAGUUGUGA